Dentiscutata erythropus is the source of this 327-nucleotide messenger RNA. Lineage: Eukaryota; Fungi; Glomeromycota; Glomeromycetes; Diversisporales; Gigasporaceae. The record is from the annotation of a GenBank genome assembly.
AUUGAAUUGACUAUAGCAGAAAAUAUCACCUUUGGAAAUGACAAUAUUGAAGAAAAAUGGAAUUUUUUCAGAAAUGUCAUAAUUGGAAAAGCAAAUGAAAUGAUUCCAAAAAAGAAAAAACUUAUAUCUGGGAAGUAUGAAGAAUCAAAAGCACUACAUAAUUACUUCAUCACAUAUAGAAAACUGAUAUCUAUAAGAAAGAUUCAUGAGUGGGGCAGACAGUGGUAUACUAACAGAAAACAAAAGAGCAUAUUGGAAGAAAAAAUAGUUAAAAAAAUAAAAAAUAUUAGGGAAGAGUAUAAUAUAGAAAUUGAAGUCCCAUCAUGA